AUGGAUUUCAAUGAUUCUCGGGGUCUAUUAGAGAGUAUGACUAGAGUUCCCGCCCGCGGCCCAUCAGAGCGACCCGCUUUGUUGAGAUCGAAGUUUCUCAACACCUGGAUGCGGACUUUGCAGUAUGAAACGGACGAAUUUGACGAAAUGGACCAUGAGCAAGCGACAAGGGUGUUAAAGAUGUUGGAAAAUCUUGUUCAAAGCGAAUCAAGUCAGGAGCAAUACACGAGAUUACACCAUGCUAUGCCAAAUCCAAAGUUUGAAGCGUUUCGUCACUUGAUCCAGCAUUUAAAUAAUGAUCUAUUUGCCGAUUCAAUUUCGCCUACUUGUAUCAGCAAACGCAAGAGGGGAAAUGACUCUACCAUUGAGCACCUUUCACCCUUGGAAAUGGAGGCAAAGAAACGCCGAGUUUUGUCUCAUGAUGUGUUAAACAUGAGCAAUGACCUGGGCGAGCCCAAAGUGGACCUUGCUAGUUUGACGAGGAAACACUUGGUGUCGCUACACCAGGCAUUGCAGGCACAUUGGACCUGCGUGUGUCAGAAGUGCUCGGGCUUGAGCGUGAGACUCUCAUUGCCCCGACUGAAGAUGGAUUCUCAGAUGGAGACGACCUUCGAGGUGCUCUUUGGAAUGCAAUCUCAAUCUGAAGUUAAAUUCCAAGAAUCUAAGAUAACAAUCAAGAACGUACAAAAUGAUAAGGUUCUAGGUACAUCUGAACUUGCACCUGAUGUUUUUCCAGAGUCCGCACACAUCUGCCAGUGUAUCACAGAGUCGCUGGAUCAACAAAACUGCAUGCAUCUUCUCCUUGAAGACGGGUUAUUCAAGAAGCUCUGCCCGCAGCCAAAGACUUAUGGCGAUUCUCAACCGCCUCAACUAGUGUCUCUGUCUGCUCUUUUCAAGCGCCAACAAGAGUUAAGCGGUGGUUCAUCUGUUUUACCACUCAAAGGAAGACGAAUCUUAGCGCUUGUGCUUGCCACAGCGCUACUGCCAUUCUUAGAGACACCUUGGAUUCAGCCUUCGUUUAAUCACUCAAUGAUUCAAUAUUUCCAGAAGCUACAGGACGGGGAGCUACCAGAUAUCACGAAACCUUUCCUGACCAUGGAACAGGUUCCAAUUUGUCCAGGUGACAAGACGAGUACUAGAUAUAGCCAACCUAAAACGGCCAGCUCCGAACACAUGAUACAUCCCAAUGCCAGUGUGUUGGCACUCGGGAUUCUCUUGUGUGAGCUCCACUACUGCACAUCCAUAGAGUCAUGGCAGAAUGACUCGGAUACAGCCCGAAAUGUCAACACUGACUAUUACACCAGUCUCAAGCUUCUUAAAGACUUAGAAGUCGACGCCAGUGCAGACUACUAUCUCGCUGCCAAAGCAUGUCUAGAGUGGGAAUCUUUUCCUGCUGGAGAGCUCAUGAACUUUGAAUCUGAUAGUGUUCAAAGGCUCUUCUAUCAGAAUGUUAUUAAGCGACUUGAAUCGGAGAUAUUUAAAUCGUGGCGUCUGCGGCUAGAGGAUUUGAGCUCUCUCGAUUCUCGGCAGAAUGAACUCUGCUGGGGCCCAGUGGGCCGAGAUGUUGUCUGUCAGCAAAUCAACAAGAUGAAGUCUGAAUCCUCUGCCAGAAACAACGACAAGUUGACAGUUUAUUUGCCUCCAGCCUCCAAUAUGACACCUCCAAGCUAUAUUUUGCGUGAUCCAGCCAUGUCUAUACAAACGCCGGCCCAAUACACUCAGAGCCUCCAAAACCACUCACACUGUGCGGAAUAUUCUAGUAAGAAAGGCCUGCAAUUUUUUGAUGCAAAUAGUCUUACUGCCUCUAAACAAGACAGCGAACUGUCGGCAAAAUGGAUAGACAGACUUAUAUCUUCGAUUUCUCGCCAUGUUGAUUCCUUUGAUGCUGCUAUGCAGCUGUCUGCGAAAUCCAUCAGAAAUAAGUCCAACGCAUUCAAACCAGUUAGAAUAGCAAUUAUAGAUACUGGAUUUGAUGCUAGUCAUCCAUUCAUAAGGGGUCAAGAUAACCAGCUCGAUGCACGGAUCAAGGCAGCACAGAACUUUGCGCAGGGAUCAAAUCCCCGGGACAUUCAAGAUGUUGUCGGGCACGGCACUCAUGCUCUUGGUCUCCUCCUCAAAGUUGCCACGUGCGCUGAAAUUUAUAUUGCCAAAGUUGCAAAUAAGGAGAAUGCGAUCAAUUGUGCAGUCACUGAGUGGAAAGUAGACAUUAUAUCAAUGUCAUUUGGAAUUCGUGAAUAUCAUGAGCCCAUGAGAGCCGCGGUAUCAAACGCAAUACAUAACCAAACAUUAAUGUUCGCUGCAGCAUCAAACGACGGAGCAAAUUUCGGCCGAUGCUUCCCGGCAAAAUAUCCUGGCGUCUUUUGUAUGCACUCGACUGAUGGAAAUGGAAACCCUUCUGGAUUCAACCCUACAGCAGUCGAAACUGAUGUCAACUUUAGUUUGCUUGGGGAGCAUGUCUCUUCGCACUGGCCAGUGGGGAAGGGUUGCCACAACCAAGUCGACAAUGUCCUUUCAGGAACUUCAGUCGCAACUCCAAUUGCCGCGGCGCUUGCUGCUUCGGUCCUAUCCUUUGUCCGGCAGCAAGAACUAGGCUUGCCUCCAGGAACUAAUUUGUUGGGGCCGUGGUUGAAAGACCCUCAUUCAAUGGAUGCGGUUCUAAAGAGCAUGGUCAGACAGAGGAGAGGAGCAGGCUAUGACUAUAUUACGCCUCAUACACUACUUGGUUUACAUUCAUCAAGGGGGGAAGUUUACAACAAGAUUAAAGAUAUUAGAGAGCAUAUGUAUGACUAG
Messenger RNA from Trichoderma asperellum CBS 433.97, 2790 nucleotides. Lineage: Eukaryota; Fungi; Ascomycota; Sordariomycetes; Hypocreales; Hypocreaceae. The record is from RefSeq and is a predicted model, not a curated record.